UUAUUCUGCGGCUGCUACCAGGAAGAAGCGCGCACAGUGAGGACACAUAACCACCACCUCUGGGAAGAAUAUGAGCAACUCGGCGCCGUGAGGCAGAAGUUAUGACUUUAACAUGGCUGACACGGGUCCGUUUUUAACUUCGUGUAUUAUUUUCUACCUGUCUGUCGGGGCCGCGAUAUUUCAAAUCCUCGAGGAGUCCAACUGGGUUUUUGCCAAAGACAAGUACAUCCUGCAGAAGGAAAACAUCCUGAGGAACCAUGCCUGCCUAACCAAAGAAGGUCUGGAUGAGAUACUGAAGAUUGUGUCAGAGGCUGCGGGCCAAGGUGUGACCAUCACCGGGGAAAAUCACCGCAACACCUGGGACUGGGCCAACUCUGUCAUAUUCGCCGCCUCCAUUGUAACCACCAUAGGUUAUGGAAACGUUGCCCCCAAGACAAAAGGUGGGCGAGUGUUCUGCAUCUUGUACGGCCUGUUCGGGAUCCCCCUGUGCCUGGUAUGGAUCAGUCGGCUGGGCUCCUUCUUUGGAGAUCGGGCCAAACGCCUGUCCGGGAUUCUGAUCCGCAAAGGAGUGUCAGUGAAAAAGGUGCAGUUCACCUGCACGGCCAUUUUCCUCCUGUGGGGGCUGUUUGUGCACCUGGUGAUCCCUCCAUUCGUCUUCAUGUCAAUGGAAGGGUGGAGCUACUUGGAGGGCAUUUACUUCUCUUUCAUCACUCUCACAACCGUUGGGUUUGGAGAUUAUGUGGCAGGUGUGAACCCAGACAUCGAGUACCCUCGCCUGUACCGGGUGUUCGCCGAGCUGUGGAUCUACAUGGGCCUGGCCUGGCUGUCUCUGUUCUUCAGCUGGAAGGUCAACAUGGUGGUGGAAGCUCACAAAGUGCUGCGAAAGAGGAGACACAGGCACAAGCAGUACGAGGAGGCGGAGCCCGAAGAGGAGAAGCCGGAGGAGGACUCGAAGAGGCCCACGGUUGUCGAUAUCUUCCACUUCCAGUCCGGGCCGGACGAAAACUACAGCACCAUCAUCAAGGAGAUCGGGAUCGCGGCCAAAAAAAACAAGCCGGCGGACAAAAUAAAUCGCUCGAAGAGCUGCAGCGACAUCUUGGCCAACAACAUCCAGACUCUGGAGCGCUCGCCGCGCCACAGGCGCAUGAUCAGCAUCAGCGAGGUCUUCUCCAGCGUCAAGGUCGACAUGGAAAAAAGCAAACGGGAGAAGGAGCAUCCGGCAAUACAGGAGAGCCUGAGAGACCCCGAACCUGCAGACAUCGCGAGAGCGGGCGAUCAGGAGAAGGCGGACAGUUGUGUUUUUGAUUUAGAGGAAGAUGGUAUCGUCUUCGCGGUGUCUGCCAAAGAUAAUCCAGAAGAAAAGAGCGUUCAGCACCCUGCCGGAGGGGAGACCCGGUUCAAGAUCUCGAAGGUGGUCGAGGAGGACUUGUUAGUUGACACAGCAGAAAAAGGAUGAAAGGACCAGUUGGGGUAGUUUGUGAUAGCUGGUUAUAUUUUGUAUAAUAAUAACAUCACAAAUACUGUUAGAAAUCAAACAGUGUGUUGUGGAGUGAUUUCCUGCCUUUCACUGACCGUGUCUGAUCAGUGAUUUUUCAAGUUUUAGCUGCAAAUAAUGAGCCUCCAGUUGAUCAAGAUGGAACCUCUGCACUGUUAUUUAUGCAUUAUGAAUGUCGCGAAAUUCAACGCUGUAAACGACUGUGAUCACGCAAUGAAAACAUACACUGAUUAUUUCAGAUCACAGUACAGGGCUUUGUGGAAGGCAGAGCCGAUGAGCAGCUUCCCCUCAUAGGGAGCGGCGAUGGUGGAGCCCAUGAUUAUGUGUCCGUCGUCAAUGUACUCCUGAGUCACGACAGGAUGCUCUGAGUGGAUGUUCUGGAUCUUCAGGAUCUUGGGGAGACGUGUAAGAAAAGAUGUGGCAAAUGAAAAAAAAAA
Salarias fasciatus (jewelled blenny) is the source of this 1932-nucleotide messenger RNA. Its product is annotated as potassium channel subfamily K member 5-like. The transcript has 5 exons. NCBI's taxonomy places the organism in Eukaryota, Metazoa, Chordata, Actinopteri, Blenniiformes, Blenniidae. Gene Ontology annotation, molecular function: potassium ion leak channel activity; outward rectifier potassium channel activity. Gene Ontology annotation, biological process: stabilization of membrane potential; potassium ion transmembrane transport. Gene Ontology annotation, cellular component: plasma membrane. The record is from RefSeq and is a predicted model, not a curated record. The coding region runs from base 113 to 1456 and encodes 447 amino acids.